This is a messenger RNA of Bipolaris oryzae ATCC 44560, 630 nucleotides long. RefSeq lists its product as uncharacterized. The transcript has 3 exons. Lineage: Eukaryota; Fungi; Ascomycota; Dothideomycetes; Pleosporales; Pleosporaceae. Gene Ontology annotation, cellular component: nucleus. Gene Ontology annotation, biological process: positive regulation of transcription by RNA polymerase II. The record is from RefSeq and is a predicted model, not a curated record. Gene Ontology annotation, molecular function: DNA-binding transcription factor activity, RNA polymerase II-specific; zinc ion binding; sequence-specific DNA binding. The coding region runs from base 1 to 630 and encodes 209 amino acids.
AUGGGCAAAUCCUUCACCUUCAUUGUUGACCACACGGCUCGAGCUGAUCUUGCGUCUAAGCGAAAGCUCAGGCGCCGUCGAGGAGCAUGUGGGAAUUGCAAACGCAGAAAAGUGGCAUGUAAUGGAGCGAUCCCAUGCCAGCAUUGUCAUAAAGCGUCUAUCAGCUGCCAGUACGCUGAAAGCAACCGCUCCACCAGAAACACAGCCCCAAUUAGCGAGGUCGAUACCACAAUCCGGCAAACAAUAACUCCAGACGUCAGCACAUCAUCAAGUCCACAGGAUCUUGAAAACACGGACUUCUUUCCAGACAAUCUCACAAACGUCUUGACUCCCGAUUUCUAUUGCGAUGAACUAGCCCAUGUGUCCGUCUCAGAUGAUCCUAUGGAUCUGUUCCACUGGAAUCAAUUAGGAGAAGCUUUUGGUGGACCGAUCCCCGGUCCGAUUCCUGGACCCUCUCCCCGCUGCGAACAGCUGGAGAGUGCCGGAAGUUACGAGGAUAUCAGUAGUACUGGCUUAGAUUCCGAUUAUUACUCUCAAGAUGAUACGCAAUACGGAUAUAGCAUGAACGAUCUGUCAAGAGACCAGACAUCAUCAACCUCAAUCACCGUUACCGGUAUGGGCAAGCCCUAG